GCUGGCGGUAUCGAGCACAUGGUGUAAGCAAAGAGAUUAUGUUCUUAUGUGCGUCUACAGUGUACAAGUUGAACACGUAUCCUUGACGGUUCCAAUGAGAUUUGGAUUCUCGCUCCCAAGAGCAAUGAAGGAAGGACGCUCAGCUUGCUGUCGUCACGUCCCUUGUUGCUCUGUUGCUCGCUUUGUUUCUUCAUCCUUGCCCUCUACCACAGCUCUUGCCUCUGCAAACAUAUAACUUUGUUUUAUACUGACACCAUGGUGAAGUCUCUUUUGGUUACCGCCGCCCUUGUGGCAUCUGCUAGCGCCUUUGCUCCUGCCAAGGAAGCUGUUCGGGUCUCCACUUCCCUCAACGAAUUCGCCAAUGGCUACGUUGGAGGAGAGGGUCCUGAACCUAUGCUCAUGGCAGGUAGCUCCAAGAACUGGGACCCUGUUGGCUUCACUGAGCGUGCCCCCGAAUGGCUCCCAUGGUUCCGUGAGGCCGAGUUGAAACACGGCCGUGCUGCUAUGUUGGCCACCCUUGGAUUCGUUGUCCCCGAAUUCAUCCGUAUCCCAGGUGAAGCUUACUCCUUUGAAAGUAUCCCUAGUGUCUUGGAAGCUCACGACAAGCUCCCAGAGUCCAUGAUCCAAAUCUUCGGAUGGAUCUCCUUCAUUGAGGCGUGCUCCUUCCCUGCUUUGGCCAACAUGAACGAAUUCGACCGUGCACCAGGUGACUUUGGAUUUGACCCCAUUGGUCUUUUCCCAAGUGACCCCGCCAAGCAAAAGGAAAUGCAACUCGCAGAAUUGAAGAACGGACGUCUUGCCAUGUGCGCCAUUGGAGGUAUGGUUGCAGGUGCUUCCAUCACAGGACAUGGAUUCCCCUACCUUCCCUAAGCACUGUUAGCAGGCAAGGGAGUGUCCCUGGCUAGAGCUAGCUAGCUAACUGAAGCGAAGCAAAGCAACGGUUGGGCUUUUCUUUUGUUGUAUAGACUUUCUCUUUAACAGCAGCUACUACGUAUUUGUGUAAAUACUAGAAAUGGAAGUCAACACGAAGAAUACAUGAAAUCGAUUGAUUCGUAAGCCCUCUAGCAGGAAGGUUACCAACCACC
Messenger RNA from Seminavis robusta, 1085 nucleotides. NCBI's taxonomy places the organism in Eukaryota, Bacillariophyta, Bacillariophyceae, Naviculales, Naviculaceae. The record is from the annotation of a GenBank genome assembly.